Molecule: messenger RNA, 1135 nt
Organism: Calliphora vicina (urban bluebottle blowfly)
Lineage: Eukaryota; Metazoa; Arthropoda; Insecta; Diptera; Calliphoridae
Exons: 3
Coding region: 46-1011 (321 amino acids)
Molecular function (GO): carbohydrate binding
Source: RefSeq, a predicted model, not a curated record
UCAGUGAAAAAACAAGAGGUAUUUUUAUAAAAAAUAUUAAGAAAUAUGUCAGCUAUAUUUCAGGGAACUUUAGCUCGUAAUUUAGAAUAUGGACAUAUAUUGGAAAUCUGUGCAAAAGCUCAACCUGAUGGAAACUGGUUUAAUAUAACCUUGGCCUCUAAGACUCCCGAGGACGAUAACAAAAUCGAUGUGGGCCUUCAGAUAUUGGUGUAUCUCAACAAUAAUAUGAUUGCCUUUAAAACGGCCCACAAUGAGUGGAAAGAGGAAAUACAUCAUGAAUUUUCCACCUCAGUAUUUUUGGUGAAAUUCAAUAUCACCAUUGUCAUGUCAGAGCAUAAUUUCAAUAUAGCCAUUAACAACAGACCCUGCAGUCGCAUAAGUUAUAGUCUGCCCUUGGAUAUUUUAAAUACUAUCAAAAUAACUGGUCAAUUGGAUUAUAUUAAACAAGUGGAUCAUCGUAAAUAUUUCCCUUUCACCUGGCCGCCCUUGCAUAUUUCCGAAGAAUCUGUAGACUUUAGCAAUGAUCAACCCAUGUCAUUUGAGCCGGGUCAUGUAAUGAUCCUGAAGGCUCAACUAUUUGGCAAUGCCAAUGGCAGAUUUGUUUUACAAUUGAAAAAUGCCCGGAACAAUCAAAGAGAAGAGUUACAUGUUAGUGUACGUUUUGACAACCAAAAGUUUGUGAGAAACUCCAAGACCACCAUGUGUAAAGAUAAACGUACUAGUAUUGAAUAUUUAGGCUAUGGCUCAGAGGAAACUGAGGGCGGUUUUCCAUUCUCUGAUUUCUAUUGUCCCUUCAAACUGGCCAUUGCAUUUACUGAAACCGAAUUUUAUAUAGCUAAAGAUGGCCAAUUUUUAUGCAGAUUCCGCUAUAGAACUGCCAAUGUUUUACAGGAUAUCGUGGGUGUGAAAAUCAGGGGUAUUGAUGAUGUGAUUGUAAGGGUCAAUGGCGUUGAUCACAUUCAAAUGGAUGAUCCACAGUGUAUUGGUUUUGAAAGUUAUUCUAGUAAUUAGGUUAUAUAUAAAAUAUUUUUAAUUUAUUGUACAUAUUUAUUUAUUUUGUAUUAUCUUGUCGGUAUCGUUAUCUGAAUCAUAGAGAAAUACACAUAGAGCGGAAACUAUAAAAAACUCAAACAUA